AUGCACCCGUCCACACCUCCGACUCGCCUGCAGCCGCAUCACCUCGACGCCGUCGUCCACAUCUUCGCCGACGUCUGCCUCCCGUCGCAUUCGCAACCAUGGCACAUGCACGAGCAGACUGCCAUCUCUUCCUCUGGCUUUCUCAUCGCCCCGCACACAAUCCUCACCACGGCCCACGCAAUCCUCUCCCGCCUCGCCGUCGUUCGCGUCAAGAAACGUACAACCCCUCAGAAAUAUCUCGCACGAGUCAUCGACAUCGCCCAUGACUGCGACUUGGCCCUCCUCACCGUCGAUGACACCGCAUUCGCAGCUCCCUUCCUCCCCAUUCCGUCUGGACCGCUCCCUGCUCUGCAACAAAACGUCUACGUCGUCGGCUAUCCCUCUGGCGGCCACAACAUAUGUAUAUCCGCCGGUGUAGUGUCUCGCAUACACAUUAAGCGCUACGAACAAGCAAAAGGCAUGGGCUACUUGCUCACCGUUCAAGUCGAUGCCGCCAUCAACAGCGGCAACUCUGGGGGGCCCGCCCUCGACACUGACAAUCGAGUUGUCGGCAUUGCAUUCGAGUCUGCCGCCGGUUCCUCCGCCGCGCUGGAGAAUGUCGGCUACCUUGUCCCCGUCUCCGUCAUCAAUCAUUUCCUGUGCGACGUCGAGCAGCACGGUAGGUUUCGCGGCUUUUGUGACUACGGCUUCAUGUGGCAACGCAUGGACAGCCCUGCCUUGCGCAGAUACUUCACCAUGUCGGCCACUGAUACCGGCAUCCUCGUAUGCGACGUCAAGCGAACAGCCCCGGUAUCUCACAUCUUGCGUCGCGAUGACAUCAUUACGCACAUCGAAGACGUGGCCAUUUCAAACGCUGGCACCGUCCCCGUUGAUUUCGCAGAGCCCUUGCCAUUCCAUUACCUCAUUUCGAACAAGCGUCCUGGAGAUAAAGCCCGACUGCGCGUCCUGCGGGACGGUUCGCCAUUGCGACUCGAAUACAAGCUUUGCGAGGCUUCUGAGCACGUCCUGGUACCAGUCCGCGAGCUGCGAGCACAGCCAGAAUAUUACAUCAUUGCAGGCAUUGUGUUUGUCGUCUUGACCAUCCCAUACUUGGAAGCCAACUUCGGGGUCGACUGGGCCACGCGUGCCCCGCCCCGACUCGCAGAGAUUACGCACAACAAUCGCAAGGAGUUUAAAGAUCAGCAAGUGGUGGUGGUGGCACAAGUGCUUUCGUCGGAGAUUAUCUUGGCAGACUGCGCCUUUCACGACUCUGUUGUGACUAAGGUCAAUGGGACUGUUCCCAAAAACUUGAACCAUUUGGUGUCGUUGGUACAUGAAUGCAAAGAGGCCUACGUGAGGCUAGAGCUGGAUGGCGACUUUGUUGUUGUCGUCGACCUCGAAGAGGCCAAAGUUACCGCGCAGGACAUCAUGACCAGACAUGCCAUUCCAGCAGAACAAAGCCUUGGGGACCUGGUGAAACAAUCCUCUUCCGUCGCCGCAGCCGAAACAACGAGCGCUACUGCGAGCCAAACCGUAACCCCUCCAUGA
Chondrus crispus (carragheen) is the source of this 1527-nucleotide messenger RNA. RefSeq lists its product as hypothetical. NCBI's taxonomy places the organism in Eukaryota, Rhodophyta, Florideophyceae, Gigartinales, Gigartinaceae. Gene Ontology annotation, molecular function: protein binding; serine-type endopeptidase activity. The coding region runs from base 1 to 1527 and encodes 508 amino acids. Gene Ontology annotation, biological process: proteolysis. The transcript has a single exon. The record is from RefSeq and is a predicted model, not a curated record.